Messenger RNA from Dendronephthya gigantea, 2263 nucleotides. RefSeq lists its product as uncharacterized. Lineage: Eukaryota; Metazoa; Cnidaria; Anthozoa; Malacalcyonacea; Nephtheidae. The record is from RefSeq and is a predicted model, not a curated record. The coding region runs from base 200 to 2245 and encodes 681 amino acids. The transcript has 3 exons.
UGUAAAAAGUAAGUACAACGCGAAACACCUGGAAGAGAAAAUAUUCGGUUUUACACAAGAGACCAGCAAUGGUGAUUAUGAUUGGUACAAUUUCUUUCCUUGAUGAAAAAUCAUUGUGGUAACGUUAGUGUUGGUUUUCACCUUUGCAUGAAGAACUACGAAAGACGUGAAGACAGUGUUUCUUCCGAAUCUGGUUAAGAUGAGUGUGCUGGACGAUCUGACUGACAUACUUCACAUUCAGAGUCCAUUGCUAUAUUUAUUUGAAGGAGAGUUAAUACGUAUUAGCAGAACUAUAGCGGAAGUUCGGUAUGUACGCUUUCUCACCGGCUUUGGAGAAUUAUAUGGUCUUUACAGUCACAGUCGAGGACCUGUUGUACAUCUUGCCUCGCUGAAGAAACUUGACCAAGCGCAAUUGAAGGUGGCCUUGUCGAGAAGGUGCGUUGAAACGGAAAAUGAGUACAGUUUGAGUGUACUGGGUGCAUGGUUUGCAGUUCAAAAUCUUGACAUAUCACCUCGUCAUCUUAUUCAAAGUAUGGCUGACACAUUAAGUGAAAACGAAAGUACUGUUUGUGUCGUUGUUAAAGGGGCACAAGUUACAUAUGAUUUUGAAGACAUGAGCAAAAAUACCCACGCUUUCUUCUUGAUGGAAGGUAAGAUCUUUAAGAUGGAUAUAAAAAUCAUAAGACGAGAAAGUCCGUUUCAACUUGAUUGUGAUUUUACUAAAAGUUUCUCGUCAGGCGGAUAUGUUGCAAGUGAGCUUGACGAAAUCCGUUCAAAUAAACGUGGAUACCAUGAGUAUGGAACUGAGAUGGUUGACAUGUCUGGAAAGUCGAAAGCUGAAACCAUAACAUCAAAUUCUGAGCAUUCAUUUGACCCUAGUGUUGAUGGCCUUCCGGAGUCGAAAAUUGAAAGUGAAAAUUUGCAUUGCAACGACAUGUUAGGUGAAACUAAGGAAGACAGCGAUGCUGAAGAAUCUGCGCCAGAUUCAUUGUCAAAGAAACACGAUUUGAUCCCAGAAGAGAGCAAUAUAGCUGAGACUUUGAAAAGAGGAGAAAACGAAGAGGUUUCUUUAUCCCAAAACGGUCCAAAUGAGAAAGACGUGAAGACAGUGUUUCUUCCGAAUCUGGUUAAGAUGAGUGUACUGGACGAUCUGACUGACAUACUUCACAUUCAGAGUCCAUUGCUAUAUUUAUUUGAAGGAGAGUUAAUACGUAUUAGCAGAACUAUUGCGGAGGUUCGGUAUGAACGCUUUCUCACCGUUUUCGGAGAAUUAUAUGGUCUUUACAGUCACAGUCGAGGACCUGUUGUACAUCUUGCCUCGCUGAAGAAACUUGACCAAGCGCAAUUGAAGGUGGCCUUGGCUAGCAGGCGCGUUGAAACGGAAAAUGAGUACAGUUUGAGUGUACUGGGUGCAUGGUUUGCAGUUCAAAAUCUUGACAUAUCACCUCGUCAUCUUAUUCAAAGUAUGGCUGACACAUUAAGUGAAAACGAAAGUACAGUUUGUGUCGUUGUUAAAGGGGCACAAGUUAUAUAUGAUUUUGAAGACAUGAGCAAAAAUACCCACGCUUUCUUCUUGAUGGAUGGUAAGAUCUUUAAGAUGGAUAUAAAAAUCAUAAGACGAGAAAGUCCGUUUCAACUUGAUUGUGAUUUUACUAAAAGUUUCUCGUCAGGCGGAUAUGUUGAGUCGAAAAAUGAAAGUGAAAAUUUGCAUUGCAACGACAUGUUGGGUGAAACUAAGGAAGACAUCGAUGCUGAAGAAUCUGCGCCAGAUUCAUUGUCAACGAAAGACGAUUUGAUCCCAGAAAAGAGCAAGGUUUCUUCAGCCCAAAGCGGUCCAAAUGACGAGGUUUGGGUCAAUAUAGUUUGUGAAAAAAGUUUUGACAGUUGGGCUGUGGUUGAAACAGAUUCUACAACUAAAAGGAAUGCUCGUGCAGAAACUUUCCAACAACCGAACGAAAAUGCGAGUUUAGAGAACGGAGAAAUAAAUUCGACCGAUGCAAAAGUAGGGAGUGCCAUUGGUUUGAAAAAUGAGGCAGGAUUAGUAUCGGAUGUCCUGCCAGGAAAUAAUGAAAGAACCGAUAUGGAAAGUCAGGACAUGAAUCAUUUGCCUGUGGCUGUGGGGAACUCCAUCAAAGACGAUAAGAUUGAAAAUGCAACAAAAUGCCAUUACGAGAGAGAAAGCGCUCAUGCAAACGAUGACAAUGGAGGCAAUGAAAAUGAAUCUUCAUAUAAUACACACCUUUGACAAAUAUACACAUUGGCU